UGGUCAGUCGUAACCCAUACGCAGUUUGGGGGAGAUGUGCUGGUGAAUUUUUAGUGGAACAUUAAAUGAAAAUGUGUUAUACAUCGUGGCUUUCUUUAUUUUUACUAUGUGUGAGCGUACCUUCGUGCCGGGUGUUGGGACAAAUAAUCCGAGAUGAAGACAGAGGAUCGCACGUUCUAGCAGGUAAGCUGGCUCUCAAGGCUCCGGGGAAGACGGCGGUCGCCGGCAUUGAGAGAGGAAGAACGUGUUCCAGCUCACAGUUCCAGUGUGAAAAUGGUCGCUGCAUCCCUAGACGCUGGGUGUGUGACUACCAGAAGGAUUGUGAGGAUGGCGAGGAUGAGCAGCAGUCUUGCCCUCCCCCCGAGUGCGAGAGUGAGCAGUUUGCGUGUGGAGAAUACAAGUGGAACCACACCUACUGUUUACCCACCCACCAACGCUGUGACAUGAUCAAUGACUGCACCGACAAGUCAGAUGAAGAAGGUUGCGUGUACCGCAGAUGCCUUCGUGAAGACCACAAAUGUGGCUCUGGGUUGUGUAUUCCACCUACCAAGAAGUGUGAUGGUUACUUUGACUGUCGAGAUGAGACAGAUGAAGCUGGAUGCAAUAGUACCUCAUGUACAAAAGACAAAUUCCGCUGUAAUGAUAAAUGUAUAGAGAAGAGCCAAAAAUGCGACCACAGAAAUGACUGUGGCGACAACUCUGAUGAAAAAGACUGUGAUUUCCCAGCCUGUCACGAGGAACAGUUCCGGUGUGCCAACGCUUUGUGCAUCCCUCGUCGCUGGCACUGUGAUGGGCACAGCGAUUGUCCUGAUGGCUCUGAUGAACAAAACUGUACGGCCAUUGCUUGUCCAGAUUCCAAAUUUUUGUGUGCCAAAGAAAAUCGGUGUAUUGAGAAGUCGAAACUGUGCGAUAGUCAGAGAGACUGCGACGAUGGUUCUGAUGAACGAACAGCUUGCUCGGCAGAGCUAUGUCCCAGCCUGGGCUGUGAGUAUGCAUGCCGGGCCUCUCUUGCUGGUGGAGAAUGUUAUUGUCCUCCAGGGAAACAAGUUGCCAAUGAUACACGAACCUGUACUGACAAGGAUGAAUGUAAGGAAUGGGGCCACUGUGACCAGCAGUGCGUCAACACAGACGGGUCCUUCAAGUGCCUGUGUACAAUCGGCUUCAUGAUUCAGGACAAAACCCGUUGCUCAGCCAUUAAUGUUUCUGACAAGCACAGGAUGACUCUCUUCUUCACCCAUCAUGACAAGGUCUUAAAGGUUCAGGAUGUACCAGGAAAGGAACCUGAGCUGGUAACAAAUGCCACCUCUGCUUGGGGUCUAGACUAUCAUUACAAAAAGGACCUGCUUUACUGGUCUGAUACAGAAACAAGAAAGGUAUACUCUCAAAAACUACGAGGGUCCAGCACCUCAGCUGAAACAACACUUACCCUCCCAGGAUCCUUAACACCUGGAGCCCUCGCAGUUGACUGGGUUGGCGAUAAGCUCUAUGUAGUAGAUAUCCUGGGCCAAAAGAUUGACGUGUUUGAAAUUCUUGAUCGCUACCAUGCCAUUGUUUUGUCAAACAAUAUUACUGAACCUCAAGAUAUUGGGCUAGACCCUACCAAAGGGCUAAUGUUUGUAGUCGAUCAUGAUCGAAUUAUUCGGGCUAACAUGGAUGGCACUAACUUGCAAGCCCUUGUGAAAGAUGUUAUCUACAAAGCAUCCGGUAUUGCUGUGGAUAUUAUUAGUAAACGUAUAUUUUGGUGCGAUUCUCUGUUGGACUACAUUGAAACAGUAACUUAUGAUGGAACUGGUCGAACUGCAAUUGUACGGGGAUCUACUAACGUUCCAGCACCAAAUCGUUUAACAAUGUUUGAAAGUAAAAUAUACUGGACUGAUAGUACUAGGCAAGGUGUUAUUCGCAUAGAUAAAUAUGAUGGGGCUUCUUCAAUUUAUCAAGUGUAUCGGAACUCGGGAAAGACUCAAGAUCCCAAAGCAAUUAAAGCUGUCCAUGGUUUGAUGCAACCCCCAGUUCCAAAUCCAUGCUCAAGUGACAAUGGUGGGAAUGCAAAUGGAGGGUGUGAUCACAUGUGCAUUGUAACCCAUGCAUCCACUGGUCUGGGGUACCGAUGUGCCUGUGAUAUUGGAUACAGACUCAAUAAUGACCAGCAAAAAUGCUCUAUGGUAACAGAGUUUUUGAUGUAUUCUCAACAAAAAUUCAUCAAGGGACAAGUAUUAGACCCUGUCUCUGAGAACUUCAAUGAUGCCAUCAACCCCAUUGUGUCAAAAGCUGCAAGAUUUGUGGGACUUGAUUUUGACUUUCGCAAUGAUUACAUCUACUACUCAGAUGUUAGCCUGGAUGUUAUUUACAGAGUGAAGAGAAGAGGAACAGGUCGUGAAAACUUAUUAGCGUCACAAAAUGAAGGUGUCGAGGGUCUGGCAUUGGACUGGGUUUCUGGGAAUCUUUACUACAUCGAUAGUCGCAAAGGAACCCUAAAUGUACUUUCGACAAAAAAGCCCGAACAUCGAAAAAUUUUACUUACUGAUCUAAAGCGUCCCAGAGCCAUUGUUGUACAUCCCAACAAAGGGUAUGUGUUUUACUCUGAGUGGGACCGUCCAGCCAACAUCAGCCGAGCUCAUCUUGAUGGAUCAAAUGUUAUGGUGUUCCGCAAUGUUUUGCUUGGGUGGCCAAAUGGUCUUUCAAUAGAUUAUAAAACAAAUCGUAUAUACUGGUGUGAUGCCCUUCUUGAUCAUGUGCAGCAUGCCAAUUUGGAUGGCACAGAUGUUCAGACUAUCAGCUCUCAGAGCAUUAGACAUCCGUUCUCCCUUGUUAUUUAUAAUGAUUGGCUUUAUGUGACUGAUUGGCGUCGAGAUGCCAUUCUACGGAUGAAUAAAACUGAUGGUUCGCAGGAGAGAACUGUAGCACAGGUUGCUGAAAGCAACCGCUUGUAUGGCAUCCGUAUCUACAGUCGCAGCGCCCAGGAAAUUGCUUACGGGCACCCAUGCAAUAAUAAUAACCAGUGUGAGAAAUUCUGUUUCCCAGUGCCGGAUGAAGAUACAGGAAAUCUAAAAGCAAAGUGUGAUUGUCCCGUAGGAGAAAAAAUUAACUCUGAUGGCUUGACUUGUGCAGUUGAUCCUGAUGCUGAGCCAUUGGAUCCAUCAUGUGCACCAUGGGAUUUUACUUGCUCCAAUGGCCGCUGUAUACAAAAAACUUGGGUGUGUGACGGUGAUGACGACUGCUUAGAUAACUCGGAUGAAGAGCAGAACUGUACUGAGGCCACGUGUCGUGAGGAAGAGUUCCAGUGUGGUUCUGGUAGAUGCAUUCCCAACACCUUCAAAUGUGACUCCGAUAAUGACUGUGGAGAUUUUUCAGACGAGACUGGGUGUGUCAAUGUUACUUGUGAAACGUCAUAUUUCCAGUGUGACAAUGGCCGCUGCAUCCCCAUGAACUGGAAAUGUGAUUCUGAAAAUGAUUGUGGAGAUAGCUCUGAUGAAGGGGAUUUUUGUGCCAACAAAACGUGUUCUUACUUCCAGUUUACUUGCCCGAGCACGGGUGCUUGCAUACCACAAGCUUGGGUGUGUGAUGGCGACAAUGACUGCUAUGACAAUAAAGAUGAAGAAGGAUGUCCACCUAUAGCAUGUACAGCUGCUCAAUUCAAAUGCAAUAACCAAAAGCAGUGUAUCCAUGAAUCCUAUAAAUGUGAUGGAAUCCCAGAUUGUGAUGAUGCUUCGGAUGAAUUAGGAUGCCCCACUGUUGGGCCAGAUGAGUGCAAUGAUGAGAGUCAAUUCAAGUGUGAAAAGUCAGGUAUUUGCAUCCCAAAGAGCUGGAGAUGUGAUGGAACUUCAGACUGCGAAGAUUCUUCAGAUGAACCCAGCACUUGUGGACAGGUAACAUGUCCCAGCAGCCAUUUUCAGUGUAAGAACUCCAGAUGCAUAUUCCAUUCAUGGUUAUGUGAUGGAGAGAAUGACUGUGGUGAUGGGUCUGAUGAGGACAAUGAUCAAGCCUGUGGAAAACCAGCGUUCAAAUGUGGUGCUGGGAUGUGGAUGUGUCGGGGAGUCCUGGACACUUGUGUAAACAACAGUCAGGUGUGUGACGGCAAGAAAGAUUGUCCAAAUGGAAUUGAUGAAGGACCUGGGUGUUCUCAAAAAGACUGUGAGGGUGCAGAGUUGGAUUGCUCGGUUAAUUGUAUGCAAACACCAAACGGUCGCCAGUGCACUUGUAAUAAAGGUGAACGACUUAAGGAGGGCAGUGAUACAGAUUGUGAAGAUAUCAAUGAAUGUGAUCCUCCAGGCAUAUGCUCCCAGAACUGUAUGAACAAGAAAGGCACAUAUAUCUGCUCGUGUUCUAAAGGAUACAUCUUAGAUUCUAAUAAGGCAACUUGUAAAGCCUUAAACCGGUCAGAUGCUUUCCUGGUAAUCAGUAAUCGCCGCAGCAUCUUGAUUGCUGAUUUACACCAGCGAAGCUUGGAACGAGUUCCAGUGCUAGUAGAAAAUGUUGUUGCGACAGCCUCUGAUAUGAAGAAUGGCACUCUGUUUUGGUCAGAUAUGAAAGUCAAGCAAAUUGCAAAACUGGAAAAGGGAGGUCAGCCAGAAGUGAUUAUUGGUAGUGGGUUGGACCUUGUGGAAGGCUUGGCUUAUGACUGGAUUACUGGUAAUAUAUACUGGGUUGAUUCUCGCCUUAAUGCUUUGGAAGCUUCAAGGAGAGAUGGUACACACCGCAUGAUUCUGCUCAAUAAAAACAUAUCACAACCAAGGGGACUCUGCAUUGACCCUUUAGAAGGUUCACGCUGGUUGUUCUGGACUGACUGGGGUGAAAAUCCUCGAAUUGAACGUGUAGGACUUGAUGGUCAGAAACGAUCCGUUAUCAUCAACUCCAAGAUCUUUUGGCCCAAUGGUCUUACUGUGGACAUUCCAAAUAGAAGGAUCUACUUUGCUGAUUCCAAACUUGACUACAUAGAUUUCUGCAAUUAUGAUGGGACUGGAAGACAGCAAGUACUGUCUCAAAGCCACUACCUGCUUCAUCCACAUUCCUUAUCAAUCUUUGAGGACAAUGUUUACUGGACAGACCGUCAGCUCAAUAGAGUUCUCUCGGCUCACAAGUUCAGCGGUGAUAAUGAGAGCGUUGUGUCACAUCUGGUGUCACAACCUCUAAGUAUUCACGUUCACCAUCCUGUUUUACAGCCUACUGAGGAAAAUCCAUGUGCAUCCAACCCAUGUGCACAUCUUUGCCUCCUUAAACAACCUACUGGUUAUACAUGUUUAUGCCGCCCUGGUUAUAAGAUUCAUGGUAGCAAAUGUAAUCCAGAGGAAACACCAUACUUAAUGGUGAUGAAGGGAAGCCAGAUAGUGGAUGUAGCCCUUACUCCGGGUGAAAAAGGUGCUGCUGGAUUCCUCACACCAAUUGUGGGCGUGGAAAAUGGACUCCAACUAGAUUAUGAUCGUAACAAUGAACGUGUCUUCUGGAUUGAGGCCAUCAUGAAGGAUAGUGAGAAUGGUACAAUCUAUACAAUGAGCAUUGGAGGCGGUAAUAGGUCAACUUAUUUGGAUUUGGGAAUUGUUGGAUCUCCUUACACCAUGGCCUGGGAUUGGGUCGGUCAAAAUAUGUAUAUUGGGAACCGAGUUGCCAACAACAUUGAAGUCCUUAAACUAGAUGGCAAGAACAAAUACCAAAGUGUGAUCUUGGACAACAAUGGCAAUGCCACUGGUGUAGGCAGACCCAAGAGUAUGUGUCUUGAUCCUGUGGAUGGGUUCAUAUACUGGCUGGAUGAUGGUGGUGUUGGUGUUCCUGCUAAGGUUGGUAAAGUUGGUAUGGAUGGUACUAAUCCUGUCAUCUUGUACAACUUUACAAAUCUUCAACCAGAAUUCAUCACAAUUGAUAUAGAAGCAAAGGAGUUAUAUUGGUCAACCAGUAAUGAGGCUCAACCAGGAGAUGAAGUAAUCCAAGCUGAGAUAAUGACCAGUGAUGUAUAUGGAGAAAAUAUAAGGACAAUUCUUACAGAAGUAAACAACAUUGCUCGGCCCAAAGCUCUAGCUGUGUAUGAGAGUAGCUUAUACUACCUUGAUGCCUUGUAUGAAAAAGUAGUACGUGUGGAUCUGCCGGAUGGUGGUAACCAACAGAUGUUGUUAGAGAAUGAGCCUGAUCUAAAAUCCCUGAAGGUGUUCCAGAAGCGGCCAGGUGAGAUGAAAGACUUAAUUAUAAACUCAAAUCCAUGUAUGGUGGGCAAUGGUGGAUGUGAACAUAUAUGCAUUCCAAAAAUUAGCAAACAACGAGCCUGCAGAUGCACAACUGGUUACAAAGCUGAUGGUGAAAAAGCCUGCAAACCUUAUGACAAAUUUGCAAUUGUAUCACAGUUGGAGAUUGUGCGAGGCUACAGCCUAGAUGGAGCAGGAGAGGCAAUGUCUCCUAUUGCUGGCCCAGGUCACAAUGUUCUCCACAUAGAUUUUCACUAUUCCAAGAACUUUUUAUACUGGAUUGAAUUCAAUCAGGGUGGAUCCAAUGGUAUCUAUCGAUCAAGGCCUAAUGGUUCUGAAUAUGAAGGUAUUGUCACGGACGGUAUUGGAUCUAAUGGAAUCCGUGGCAUAGCUAUUGACUGGAUUGCCAAUAACAUGUAUUUUACCAAUGUGUUCCCUCAUGAAACUUAUGUUGAAGUAUCUUGGCUGGAUGGAACUAACAGGAUGGUCCUAAAGAGUUUAACGAAAGACUCUCCAAGAGAACUGGCAGUUAAUCCAAUAAAGAGGUAUUUGUAUUGGCUUGAUUACGGACAGUUUCCCAUGAUAGGCAGAUCGUACCUUGAUGGUACAAACUGGAAGCCAAUUGUGACUCAGGGAGUUAGUAACCCACGUGACCUCACCAUUGACAUGUUUUCUCAUGAUGUUUAUUGGGUUGAUGCAACUUUGGAUGCCAUCAACAAAGUUAGCUUCAGUGGUGGAAACCGACAGUUUAUUCGUCGUAAUUUACCAAAUCCCAUGGGUCUUGCUCUUUACAAUAAUCAUGUGUACUGGAUUGACCGUAACCUUGGCACCAUCUUUCGGGCGUCCAAAUACCCUGGCAACACAACUCAACCGGAACGAUUCAAGACCAAUAUGGACAGUCUUAGGGAUAUUGCCAUCUUUGAUGUCAGCAAUCAGCCAUCUAAGGCUGAUACACCUUGUACAAGAUUGGGUAAUGGAGGCUGUGCUCAACUCUGCUUCUCUUUUCCUGUUGACCAACCAAAUAUUGCUAGAUUCCGAUGCGACUGUGCUUCGGGGAUAUUGUCUGAGGACAAACGAAGCUGUGAAGAUUCUAAAGAAUUUCUAAUCUUUGCAACAAGAUCAGAAAUUCGUAGCCUCUCUCUGACACCCAAGAGCACCAUUGUGCCAUUUGACACAAUUAAGGGUUUAACCAAUGUUGUUGGCAUUGAUUUUGACUACAAUGACAAGCAAUUUGUGUUCACACAGAUAAGACCAGACACAAAAAUUGCUAUGAUUCCCAGCUCAUCACCAUCUGCAGGUGACAUAAAGACAAUCCUGGAUCAAGGGAUUAAUCCUGAAGGCGUAGCAUACGAUUGGACGUCAAAGAAGAUUUAUUGGACAGACUCUGCUAAUAACAGCAUUUAUGCCAUGAAUACAGAUGGCUCACAUAUUGUCAUGAUCAUUCAAGUAGAUCGACCACGUGCAAUUGUCUUGGAUCCCUGCAGAGGGCACAUGUAUUUCACCGACUGGGGAAGGUUUGGUACUUCUGGCAAGAUUUAUCGUGCCACAAUGGCAGGAUCAUUCAGAGAGGUAAUCAUUGGUGAUGAUCUCUCCCAGCCUAGUGGCCUGGCUAUUGACUAUGAAGAGGAGAUGCUUUACUGGACGGAUGCUGUAAAGGAGAAGAUUGAAAGAUCUUACCUGAAUGGAACAAAGAGAGAGCUUCUCAUCUCGGCAACUAUUUAUCCUUUUGCUAUAACAGUUCAUAAGAAUUACAUAUACUGGACUGAUCUUCAGCUUCGGGGAGUAUUCCGAGCAGAGAAAUAUACAGGAGGUGACAUGGUAGAAAUGGUUCGCAGGCUAGAAGAAUCUCCAAGAGACAUCCAUGUUUUCUCUGCCGAACGUCAGACUUGUGAAACAAAUUUGUGUGAGAUCAACAAUGGUGGAUGUGCCCAAUCUUGCCAUCCAAGCACUGAUAAUAAGGUUGAGUGCAAGUGCAAUGCAACUCUGAAGCUAGUCAAUGAAAACAAAAUGUGUGUGCCGCAGAACUAUAGUUGUGAUGUAAACAAAUUCUAUUGUGCAAAUGGGAAAUGUAUAUCUCGCUUGUGGGCCUGUGAUGGCUCUGAUGACUGCGGUGAUAACUCUGAUGAAGAUAGAAACUACUGUACUUACCACACGUGCAGUCCUAGCGAGUUCCGAUGCAAGAAUGGUCGUUGCAUUUUCUCCACUUGGAAGUGUGAUCACGAAGAUGAUUGUGGUGAUGGGUCAGAUGAAGAAGGCUGCGAGUAUCCUCCAUGUGCUGAGGGAGAAUUUACAUGUGCUAACCAUCGUUGUGUACCACUGUCACAGUUGUGCAAUGGUGUAAAUGACUGCAAAGAUAAGCACACUUCCGAUGAAACAAGUGAACGAUGUCCUGAGGUAACGUGCCCGCCAAACCACCUCAAGUGUUCAAAUACAACCAUCUGUGUGGAACCAUAUUGGUUGUGUGAUGGCGACAACGACUGUGGCGAUAACUCCGAUGAAAAUGCCCUUCACUGCUCAGACAGAUCAUGCCCGCCUAAUAGCUUCAGAUGUCCAAAUCAUCGGUGUAUUCCGGGUACCUGGCACUGUGAUGGUGAUGAUGACUGUGGUGAUGGUGCCGACGAGCCUGGUGAAUACUGUGAGCAAGAGGGUCGCACGUGCUUUGGAGACCUUUUUACCUGUGACAAUGGCAACUGUGUACCAAAGAUCUACAUCUGUGAUGGCGAUAAUGAUUGUUUGGAUGGAUCUGAUGAAGAUGACAGACAUAAGUGCAACAACCGCAGAUGUGAUGACGAAACUGAAUUUACAUGCAAUGCGAAUAAACAAUGGGGCCGAGCAAUGUGCAUUCCCAAAAAAUGGGUGUGUGAUGGUGACCCAGAUUGUGUUGAUGGUGCUGAUGAGAACUCCACAAUGUUGUACUGUCCUCCACCAGAAGAUUGUGGCGAUAAUGAAUUCAGGUGUAACAACCGACGAUGCAUCAGUAAGGACUGGGAGUGUGACUUCGACAAUGACUGUGGUGAUGGCUCGGAUGAAGGACUUGCAUGCAAUAGUAAAUAUCGUGUAUGUACGACUGAUGAAUUUAACUGUACCAAUGCCAAGUGUAUACGCAAAACCUACCAUUGUGAUGGAGAAGAUGAUUGUGGGGAUAACUCAGAUGAAGUUGGAUGUGUACCAAAGAAAAAGUGUGAUCCUGGACAGUUCCAGUGUAAAAAUGGAGAAUGCAUAGAAAUGAAGUUAGUAUGCAACAAAGUGAGUGAAUGCUCCGAUGAUUCUGAUGAACCACUUCAUUGCAAUGUUGAUGAAUGUGCAAAGGUGGAACUACAUCAAUGUGGACAUAAAUGCAUCAAUACUAUCAUAGGAUUUGAAUGUGCUUGCAACACAGGAUAUAAAUUGAUGCCAGAUGGUAAAGCAUGUGAAGAUGUUAAUGAAUGCAGAGAAGUUGCUGGUGUAUGCUCUCAAGAGUGUUUCAACACUCCCGGCUCGUACAGCUGCAAGUGUGACGAGACUUUCUAUGAACGGGAGCCAGAUGGCCGAACCUGCAAGCGGCUUGAUAAAACAGUUCCUUGGUUGUUCUUUACUAAUAAAUACUAUGUGAGAAGGCUAACUACUGAUGGCUCACAGUAUUUGCUAAUGCAUCAAGAUCUUAGAAAUGUUGUAGCCUUAGACUUUGAUGUUAAGGACAGUAUGUUAUACUUUGCAGAUGUAACCGCAAAGACUAUAUACAGAGGUAAAAUUAAUGGCACUGAAAAAGAAGAAGUUAUUAAGCAUGAUAGCCAUGGGCUUGAAGGUCUGGCAAUAGAUUGGAUAGGUCGAAAAAUUUACUGGUUGGACAGACAUAGUAAGCAGCUAGAUGUAGCAGAGCUUAAUGGUACCAACCGCAAAACUUUGAAAGCCAGUGGAAUUAAUGAUCCAAGAGCAGUGGCACUUCAUCCUGGUAUUGGUUAUGUUUAUUUCACUGAUUGGCACCUCCAGACUUACAUAGGUCGUAUUGGAAUGGAUGGUUCAAACUUUUCACGCAUCCUUAGCUUUGAUGAUAAGGUAAUAUGGCCCAAUGCCCUCACCUUUGACUAUUUUACUGACAGAAUUUAUUGGGCUGAUGCUCAUCUUGAUUACAUUGCAUAUGCUGAUCUCGAUGGUAAAAAUCGACAUGAGGUCAUAAGUGGUUCUAAAGUGCCUCAUGUGUUUGCCAUCACUGUGUUUGAUGAUUAUAUGUACUGGACAGACUGGAAUUUGAAAGCUAUACUGAAAGCUAACAAGUUUACGGGUGAAGAUUUCCAGUUCCUCCGUAAUACAACACACCGACCAUAUGAUAUUCAUGUAUUCCAUCCUUUACGUCAGCUACCAUAUGACAACCCCUGUGGGGAUAACAACGGUGGCUGCUCACAUCUGUGUCUUCUUUCACCUACCGCUAAUGGAUCAGUAACAUAUGUCUGCGCUUGCCCGGACCAAUUCUACCUAGAGAGAGAUAAUAAAACUUGCAUUGCAAACUGCACUCGUGGACAGUUCCGUUGUGCAGGACCAGAUGACAAGUGUAUUCCUAAAUACUGGAGGUGUGAUGGUGAGAAGGACUGUGCCGAUGGAACUGAUGAGCCUCCAGGUGAUAUUUGUCCAGAACGGAAGUGUCGGCCAGGACAUUUUCAAUGUGAGAAUGGCAAUGGUUGUGCUGCAGCAACGCAACUUUGUGAUGGACAAAAUGAUUGUACUGAUGGAUCUGAUGAAAACAACUGUCAGCUGGAAUGUACAGCACUAGAGUUUAAAUGCAAGACCACAGGCAAAUGUAUCAACAUAGCCUGGAAGUGCGAUGGGGACAAGGACUGCCGUGAUGGCUCAGAUGAAGAUGAUUGCGAUAAUCGUCCGUGUGACAAAGAAACCGAGUUCCAGUGUAUGAAUGGGAAGUGUAUAUCAAAACAAUGGUACUGUGAUUUAGACAAUGAUUGUGGGGACCAUUCUGAUGAACCUGCAUUCCUCUGUCGACAAAAGAACUGCACUGAUGGAUGGAGAAGAUGUCCAGGUCGCACAAAUUACCGAUGCAUACCAGAGUGGCUGUUUUGUGAUGGCAAAGAUGAUUGCCGGGACAAUACUGAUGAGCAAAUUGAAAACUGCCCUAAAUGUCACGAGAGUGGAGACUUCCAGUGUAAGAACAGACGCUGCAUUCCCAAGCGUUGGCUAUGUGACUUUGAAAAUGAUUGCGGUGACAACUCUGAUGAAGAUGAAGAGAUGUGUCGUAGCCAAUAUCGUGAAUGUUCAGAGAGUGAAUUCCGCUGCAGCAAUAAUAAAUGUAUUCCUAACCGCUGGCGUUGUGACCAUGACAAUGACUGUGGAGACAAGUCAGAUGAGGAGAAUUGUGGGGAACACACAUGCAAGCAUAGCCAGUAUCAGUGUUCAUCUGGCCACUGCAUCCAGAAACACUUCCGUUGUGAUGGUGAACGCAACUGUCAUGACUUGAGCGAUGAGUUAGAUUGUCCUCCACGUUACCCUGGUGAACGUUAUUGUCCAGAUGAAAAGUUCCAGUGUGAUAACCAUCUUUGUGUAGAGAUGCGAGACCUUUGUGACGGAAGCAACGAUUGUUACGAUAAUUCAGAUGAACGUGAAAGCCUUUGCAGCAACUACACGUGCAACACAUUACGCCGUUUCCAGUGCAACAACCAUAAAUGCAUCCCCUUGUAUCAGAAAUGUGACGGAAUAGAUAAUUGUGGUGAUGGAUCUGAUGAGAACAACAUGACUAUCUGUUCCCAUCGACCCCGACCUUGUAUAUUCAAUGAGUACCGCUGUGCCAACCACAAAUGCAUUCCUCCCAACAAAGCCUGUGAUCAUGCUGAUGAUUGUGGUGAUUCAUCUGAUGAGCUUGGCUGCCAUACUGCAUCAAACUGCACAGUUGGUGGAUGUGAACAGUCAUGCUUCAAUCUUAAAGACGGUGGCUAUGUAUGUCACUGCCUGCGUGGAUUCAGAAUUUCCCCCAACAAUCCAAAAGUAUGUGAAGAUAUUGACGAAUGUGCAGAGUUUAUACAUAAUUGCUCACAGUUAUGUACUAAUUUGAAUGGAACUCAUGCUUGUUCGUGCCGAGAAGGUUUUGAGCCCGAGAUAAAUGGUGUUUGCCGCCUAAAAGAGGGAGCAAUCACUCUUGUAUAUUCAGAUAGCCCUGAAAUUCGAGCGUUUAACUUAACUUCCAAUAGGGCUAUGAAUGUUAUUAAAGGGGAUAGUAUAGAGUCUCUAGAUUAUGAACCCAGAUCCGGUAUCGUAUAUUGGACGGACUCAUAUGGAAAAACUAUCAAACGAUCAUAUCUACCAGGGACUCCUGAAAGAGCAAAUAUUACAAUGGGUUACGCUCAGAAUCUGGAUAUCAAAAGUCGAGCCAAACCUACUGGCCUAGCAAUUGAUUGGGCAGCCAUGAAUUUAUACUGGAGUGAAACAGAUCGCACAGGAAACAAACCUCGUGGUGCAAUAUUGGUGUCUACAUUGGAUGGACGGUAUCGCCACUUGGUCAUUGCCACUGGCCUGGAAGACCCUACCUCUGUAGUUGUUGACCCAGAUCAUGGUUAUAUGUUUUGGACAGACAUUGGCUCAAUACCAAAAAUUGAAACUUCUUGGAUGGAUGGCAGCAAAAGGAGAAUUCUUGUCUCAGAUGCUAUUAGUCAGCCUACAGGACUGACAAUUGAUUUUGCCAUGGAGCACACACUGUAUUGGGUGGAUGCCAAACUUAAUAAGAUUGAAAUGAUGCGUGAAGAUGGGUCCAAGAGAACUCUUGUUGCUACAGGAAGCCACCUGAAGCAUCCUUUGUCCUUGGAUGUGUUUGAAUCCAGUAUAUACUGGGUUACACGUGAUUCAGGAGAAAUAUAUAGCAUGGAUAAGUUUGGACGAGGAGUUCCAGUAAAGCUUCCAGGAGAAUAUGCCAACCCAUCUAGCAUAAAAGUUUUUGCAAGCAAGAGGUACAACACAAGUAUGAUGAGUAUAUGCCAAAGAGACACCCCAUGCAGUCAUCUGUGUCUCAUCAUCCCUGGAGGCCACAAAUGUGCUUGUCCUGACAAUAGAGGUGUAAAGAACACGUAUCCUAACUGUGAUGCUCCACAUGAGCCUAUGAAAGCAAAACCUCUUGGCUGUGGGUGUUUAAAUGGUGGCGUGUGUGUCUUGAACGUUUCCAAUGUUCUUCGUUGUGAGUGCCUUGAGGGCUACUCUGGAGAGCUGUGCGAGACCUAUGUGGCUCGCAGUUUUAUCCCACGACAACCUUGGUCAGCAGCAACUGUGAUUGUGCCCAUCGUCCUCAUUAUCCUAGUGUUAGGAGUUCUUGCGGCUCUUUACGUCUUCUUUAAUCACCGUCACAUAACACUGAAGGGUCGGGGUCUUCCUGGCUCGAGUGUCGUGUUUAGACAAGGCACAAAUGUCGAGAUAGGACCUCCUUCAUUUAUGGCACCUCCAGAAGGAGCAAACGGGGUGCCAAUAGAAGGAGAUGUUAAUCUUAGUGAGAUUGCAGCAAAGAAUCAUAACUUCAGCAACCCCAUGUAUGAUGCCAUGGGAUCGAUGGAGGGAGCUGCAACAGAACAGACAAACACAAAAGGGCUGUACGAAGUGCCCUUAGACACCAGUAAGACUAAGGGGUACAGCAUGGAAAACCAAGAGACUAGUAAUGGUUCAAUGCAACCUCCACCUCUAGCAGUUCUUUCUCCAUCAGCCAUGAUGCAAAAAGCUUCGCCUAAUAUACAGCUUCGUAAAAAAGAGCUUAGUCCUUCUAGUAAUGACUCCGGCAAGGAUACACAAAAGCUGGUGGUGGAGGAUGAUAACUCGGAAUGUUAAAAGUGUGUUAAGACUUGCAUUAUACGCAUUAACUAUUAUGGGCCAAUUGAUUCAGCGCUGCCACUACCUGUGCUAAGGGAUGCCGUCCCAAAUGCAAACCAGAUCAUGAUAGUUUUAUUUUAACAGAAAAUCAGAUGUGAGGCUGUUGUGCACUGUUAUGUAAGUUUGAGAUUAUUCAGUGUACUGCCACGCUUGUAAAAUGUUAUGUACAUUUUUUAUUAAACAAUUUUUAAACUUAACUAAAAUGUUUUUGGUGCUCAGUGUGUGAAAUGACUAGUAAAAGUGGAAGUAAUUUCAUCAUUAGAAAAUUAUACGAUAUUUAAACAACAGUAGGUAUAGCACUCGUGGAAAUUAUAGAAAUAAUUUUUGUAAAUGUACAAUGUAGUAAUUGUAUUGGCUGGAUAUAGUAAUAUGUAAAUUGCUCUAUUUUUACACAAACAAAUAGUCUGUUUGUAUAUUUUCAUCUUUGUAGAAUCAAGAGGUUUUUUAUUAUAGUUUAUUUUAGGGCCAAGGGUCUUAAACUUACAAAUGGUCCUCAUCUUACCAUAGUUAUAUAUACAUUUCCUCCUAUUUAUCUUACUGCUAACAUUUCCUUGUUUUAGAGGCAUUGAAUGAAUUUAGAUUUCAUACAUGAAGCGACAUGUCUUAUAUUGAAGCCAAGCCGUCCACAUUAAAUAUUAUAUGACACAUUCCAUGUGGUAAGGGAGUAUCAAUGAUGUACUUAUUUGAAGCGACUUUAUGUACAAUAUUUUGUUAAGUAUGAGUUAGUGAAUCAUACCCUAUGAACUGACCUUUGGUAAGAGUCCUGUAGGUGACUGUUCUGUUCGGUUGAUUCUCUUGAAGAAUGUUACGUGAAGAAAUAGCGAUAUAUAUAUUUUAAAAUUGUAGGUUCCCACCUAUAGUCCUUUGGGACAUCUUGAGGGCUUAUACAGUAUGUAUAAACUGCAGAGGCACCACUGCUUUUACCAAUGGAAUUCUUCCUAUGGACAUUUUAUUGUAAAUAAUGGUGUGUAAAUAUUGAAGACUUAUUUGAUUUAUUUCAUUUUGCUGUGAGAGUGAAGAGUCUAUUGUAGAUCAUUUACUCAAUUCAUCAACAUUAGACAUUAAUUGUCACAAAUGUGUUUCACAUGACCCGUCUUAAGGAGUACUAUCCUAACUCUAUAUUUCCGAUGUGGUUGUAUUAUGUUGAUUUGUUUCCAUUGUUAUAGGCAGUGCAAUAAUUAAUAAUGUUAAAAAUAA
This is a messenger RNA of Procambarus clarkii (red swamp crayfish), 15194 nucleotides long. Lineage: Eukaryota; Metazoa; Arthropoda; Malacostraca; Decapoda; Cambaridae. The record is from RefSeq and is a predicted model, not a curated record.